AUGCCGCGAUUUUGUUGUGCGCAUGCGCACGACCGCUUGAGCAAUCACUUCCGGGGGCAAGGAAGGCGGAGUUUCAUGUGUGCGCAUGCCCAGCGAAUGGACUCCCCCUACGGGAGGCGGGAGAAAAAAAAAAGAGCGCCGGGACACGGAGUACGCGUGCGCACUGCAUUGUCUACGAAUUCUUGCUCCGCCCUAACUCUGUUGGCGCUGACUAUCGCGACAGGACUUAAACCUCAGGGUUCACAGGCCCGGGAACGAGCUUCGCGUAUCGUGAGCGUCACGCAACACGCCCAACAACGCGCAGGCGCAGUAGCACCGUUGGGACUUACGAGGUCGCUUCCUGAGACUUUUGUGGCGCUAGUAGCGGCUUCGGGCAGGACGGCGGCCGAGAGGCAGGGCGCGUUUUGGUUCGCGCGGAUCCGGGCGGCGAGAUGCGGUACAACGAGAAAGAGUUGCAAGCGCUGUCCCGGCAGCCGGCAGAGAUGGCGGCCGAGCUGGGCAUGCGGGGCCCCAAGAAGGGCAGCGCCCCUCGGAGCCCUGUUGCUGGAGCGCUGCAGAGUGGCCCAGGAAGAGCCGGGAGGCUUCUCCAUCAGCUUCGUGGAAGACCUCAGCAGGAAAUAUCACUUUGAAUGCUGUAGCCAAGAGCAGUGCCAGGAAUGGAUGGAGGCUCUGCAGCGGGCCAGGACCCGCUGGAGCAGUUCGGCAUCUCCGAGGAGGCCAGGUUCCAGCUGAGUAGCCUGCCUAAGGAUGCUUCUUGCAUUGGCUCCCAGCUACAUGUGUUGGACUGACCCCCUCUGGGCCCCCGGCUACCCUGGGAAGUUUUGUUUUUUAAAUAGGUUUAAAUACAUCUGUUCAAAGGUCCAGAGGAGGUAGGCAGGGUCUGUGGUCCUUGCUCUCCCUGCCAUCUCCCUGCUGGCACCCUUUGACUGUGCACAUCCAGGGACAGCGCCCCUGUCCAUGGCCAGAUGAAUGUAUAAUGCUAAAGCUGUGAACCCCACUCCUGCUGAUAGAGCAGGCGUUGGUGCUGGCCUUCAGUGCUGAGCCCACUCUUUAAUAAAGGUACCUCUUUUGUGAAUCA
Molecule: messenger RNA, 1078 nt
Organism: Rattus norvegicus (Norway rat)
Lineage: Eukaryota; Metazoa; Chordata; Mammalia; Rodentia; Muridae
Source: RefSeq, a predicted model, not a curated record